Messenger RNA from Lemur catta (Ring-tailed lemur), 7503 nucleotides. RefSeq lists its product as uncharacterized. Gene Ontology annotation, molecular function: zinc ion binding; nucleic acid binding. The record is from RefSeq and is a predicted model, not a curated record. Lineage: Eukaryota; Metazoa; Chordata; Mammalia; Primates; Lemuridae. Gene Ontology annotation, biological process: virion assembly. The transcript has a single exon. Bases 113 to 1642 code for a protein of 509 amino acids.
GUGUUUAUUGUUAUGUGUUUGUUAUUUUAAACGAGAUUCUGUAAUAAUAAUAAUUUGGUCUUAAGUUUUAUAUAAAUAAUCUUGUGUUUCUCUUUGGAACAGAUUGAAAAAGAUGGGACAGGCCGCCUCGAGAUCGACUGGUUGCACUAAUUACUCUCCCCUUGAGUGUUUUAUAAAGAAUUUUACAGACUUCCAACAGAGAGCACGGCCAUAUGGUUUCACUGUAAAUUCUUUUGACUUACAGAAGUUCUGUGAACAAGAAUGGCCGGCUUUUGGGGUUGGGUGGCCACCGGAGGGUAGCUAUCAAAGAUCUUUAGCUGCCCGGGUGCAGACGGUGGUUUAUGGGAACCCGGGACAUCCUGAUCAAAUUCCCUAUAUUCAAAUUUGGAAUGAUAUCUUGGCAGAUAAUCCUCGGUGGUUGCGUCGUUGCAAAAAGGCGGAUUCUCCGCCGAAAGCAGUCAUGGUGUCAAAGGUUGCAGGAGGGCCGGGAGAGGGACAAGCAGGCCGUAAGUUAUAUCCGGUACUGCCGGGACAAGGGGAAGAUCCCCUUUUGGAAGGACCCCCUCCUUACGUUACAACCCACUCCCGGGAAUCGGGGCAAUCGGAGAUCGGAGUCCAGAGCCCACCUGAUCUAGCAAGUCCCUCACAUACUCGUAGUGGUUCCCAAUAUCAACCACCACCUGGUGGUCACAUACCUGAGGUCCCUAUCCUUCCGCUACGACAAGCACCUAUGAACCCAGGGAUUGACCAUCCUCCUUUUAUGAUAUAUGUCCCUUUUUCCACCAGUGACCUGUAUAAUUGGAAAAAUCAAAACCCUUCUUUUUCUGAGAAACCCCAGGGAUUGAUAUCUCUGCUGGAAACUAUCUUUUUCACUCAUCAGCCCACCUGGGAUGAUUGCCAACAGCUCUUACAGGUGCUCUUUACCUCCGAGGAGCGAGAAAGAAUCCGAAGAGAGGCUACUAAGACAAUUCCGGGUCCGGACGGGCAGCCGACAACUGAUCCUGUCCGGAUUGAACGCGUUUUCCCUUCCCUGCGCCCUAAUUGGGAUCCGAAUGAUGAUGAAGGUAAGGGGGCUCUCGAUCAGUAUCGCCAGACUCUGCUCCGGGGUAUACGGGCUGCCGCCAAGAAGCCGACUAAUUUGUCUAAGGUGAGUGAGACAGUUCAGGGACAAAAUGAGGCCCCGGCGGCAUUUUUAGAGCGCCUCUUUGAGGCUUAUCGCCUUUAUACCCCAAUUGAUCCUGAGGCACCCGAAAAUAGGCGGGCUAUUAAUAUUGCCUUUGCUACGCAGUCGGCCCCUGAUAUUAGAAGAAAGUUACAAAGAUUAGAAGGGUUUGAGGGGAAACUGCUGUCUGAGUUAGUGGAAAUUGCCCAGAAGAUUUACAACAACCGAGAAGGAUCAGAGGUUGUGCAAUCAAAGAAAAUGGCUAAGAUCUUAGUAGCUGCUAUGGGGAAUUCUCAGAAUCUGUGUGCGGACAUGAAUAAGACUAAGAAAGGAAGACAUCCCAAGAAAGGUCGCAGUGAUGUAGGACCAAACCAAUGUGCCUAUUGUAAAGAAUACGGACAUUGGAAGAAGGACUGUCCGCUCCUCCAGCAAAAGAAAGGGGACCAACCGGCUUUAGUUCUGGCAGAAGAGACUGAGUGACGGGGCCCGGGCUCGAUUUUCAUGAGCCCCCGAGAGCCCAGGGUCACGUUAAAUGUAGGGGGCACUCCGGUGAAUUUCUUGGUAGAUACUGGAGCUACACAUUCUGUUUUGCAGAAAGCAAUAGGACCCAUAUCGGAGGUAAAAACCUCCAUACAAGGGGCUACAGGAAAAACUAAAUCCUAUCCAUGGACUAGGACUCGAAUAACUAACUUGGGAAAAGGAACAAUUACUCACUCUUUCUUGGUCAUUCCUGAAUGCCCAUAUCCACUUCUAGGCAGAGAUCUGUUACACAAAUUAAAGGCCACUAUAACCUUCCAGGGAGACGUGACCGAACUCUCGUUCGAUCAAAGCCCUUCUGCUAUGCUCCUCACGUGCCCCUUAUCAGAAGAAUAUUUGCUAACUGAAGAAAUUUCUGAAGAGGUUAAAUUGAAUAGAUACCUACAGGAGUUACAAUGUAAAAUACCUGGUGUCUGGGCAGAAACUAAUCCACCCGGACUAGCUUCCCACCGCUCCCCCAUUAUUGUGCAAUUGACUAGUACCGCCACACCGAUACGCGUACGGCAGUAUCCUAUUAGCUUAAAGGCAAGAAAAGGAAUUGCCAUUCACAUAGCAAGACUUAGACAGGCAGGAAUUCUGGUGCCUUGUCAGUCGGCUUGGAAUACUCCUUUGCUCCCAGUCCUGAAGCCGGGGACGAAUGAUUAUCGACCGGUACAGGACCUGAGGGAGGUAAAUAAAAGAACUGAGACUAUCCACCCAACGGUGCCUAAUCCAUAUACUCUUUUAAGUAUGCUGCCUCCAAACCAUCAAGUCUACACAGUGCUGGACCUGAAAGAUGCCUUCUUUUCACUUCCAUUGGCGGCGGUAAGUCAGCCCAUUUUUGCUUUUGAAUGGAUUGACCCAGAGGGAGAAUACUCGGGACAGUUGACUUGGACUCGAUUGCCACAGGGGUUUAAGAAUUCCCCCACUCUGUUUGAUGAGGCAUUGAGUCAAGAUUUGGUUCAGUUUCGACAGAACCAUCCCCAGGUGACUCUGCUGCAAUAUGUGGAUGAUCUCCUUUUGGCUGCACAAGACCAGGCAACAUGCAAAAAGGCAACUGAAGAUUUAUUGCUUGAAUUGGCCCAGUUAGGGUAUAGAGUCUCUGCCCGGAAAGCUCAAUUGUGUACUCCAGUAGCCACAUAUUUGGGUUAUGAACUAAAGGGAGGAAAAAGAACUCUCUCCACAGACAGAGUUCAAGCGAUUUUGAGAAUUCCACAACCUCAAACAAAGAAACAAGUGAGGGAGUUCCUGGGUGCAGUAGGAUAUUGUAGACUUUGGAUUCCUAAGUUUGCUGAAAUAGCAAAACCAUUAUAUGCAAGUACUGGGGGAAAAGGAGAAACCCUAGUAUGGACUGAAACUGAAACAGAAGCUUUUGAAAGCCUAAAGCGGGCACUUGUAAAUGCCCCAGCACUGACCCUGCCUGACGUGACUAAGCCUUUUAAGUUAUAUGUGGCUGAAGCACGAGGAAUAGCGAAGGGGGUGUUGACACAGGAGUUAGGACCUUGGAAUAGGCCGGUAGCCUAUUUAUCAAAAAGGUUGGACCCGGUAGCCUCAGGAUGGCCAGGGUGUGUGCGUGCCAUUGCGGCAACUGCUGCCUUGGUGAAGGAGGCCCUGAAGCUGACUUUGGGGCAGGAUUUAUGUGUAAUUGCCCCGCAUUCAAUAGAAACCUUGCUAAAAAGCCCUCCUGAUAAGUGGCUGUCAAAUGCUAGAAUAACACAAUAUCAAGUGUUGCUAUUGGAUCCGCCUAGAAUUAGGUUUUUGAAAACUGCUUCCCUUAACCCUGCUACCCUACUUCCGGACACAGAGCCAUCAGAACCUUUGCACGAUUGUUGUGAGAUACUGGAAUCCUUGACAAGCCUGCGGCCUGACCUUACAGACCAGCCUUGGCCGGACCCUGAGGAAGAGUUAUUUACGGAUGGAAGCAGCUAUGUGGAUGAAGGAAUAAGGUAUGCAGGGGCGGCAGUAGUUACUAAGGACCGGGUUAUAUGGGCACAAGCCCUCAACCCAGGGACGUCAGCUCAAAAGGCCGAACUUGUUGCCUUAACUCAAGCCCUCAGGUGGGGAAAAGACAAAGUUGUUAAUAUUUAUACGGACAGCAGGUAUGCUUUUGCUACUGCACAUGUUCAUGGGGCACUCUACCAAGAACGGGGCCUUUUAACUUCAAGUGGAAAAGAAAUAAAGAAUAAAUCUGAGAUUUUAGCUCUUUUAGAGGCUAUAUGGCUGCCGAAGAAAGUGGCCAUUAUUCAUUGUCGGGGGCAUCAGAAUGAGAGUACCCCUACAGCGAAGGGAAACAUGUUUGCUGAUGUCACUGCUAAGGAAGCUGCCCGAAAACCAGUGGGGCCUCUCCAUAUUUUGCCUGUUCUGCCUGAGCGACUCUUGCCGCCCUCGCCGGUUUAUUCAGAGGGAGAAUUGGAAUUGGGAAGGACUCUAGGAGCAACCACCGAUCCGGGAGGUUGGAAAAUCCUUCCAAGUGGCAGAACCUUAGUCCCACAGCACCUGGGUCGCCGGUUAAUUGAACAAAUACAUCAAAGCACGCACCUAGGAAGCACGAAGGUGGCAGAACUGCUUCAACGAGACUAUUAUAUACCUAAUUUGCAUCAGAUGACCCAACAGAUUACGGCCGGAUGCCUGACAUGUGCGCAAGUUAAUCCAGGUAAAAGAUUGAACCCCCUCCCCGGAGUCCGGUUGCGAGGACAAGCCCCUGGGGAGCAAUGGGAAACUGAUUUCACGGAAAUCAAGCCAGGCAAGUAUGGAUACCGCUACCUGUUGGUAUUCGUGGACACUUUCUCAGGAUGGGUAGAAGCAUUUCCCACGAAAUCAGAAACAGCACAGGUAGUAGUAAAGAAGUUAGUAAUGGAAAUUGUACCUAGAUUCGGCCUUCCUUUAGCCCUGGGGUCCGACAAUGGCCCGGCAUUCAUUGCCAAAACUACUCAAUUAUUAGCUCAGGUAUUACAAAUUAAAUGGAAGUUACAUUGUAUUUAUAGACCGCAAAGUUCAGGUCAGGUAGAAAGGAUGAAUAGAACAUUGAAGGAAAUAUUAUGUAAGUUAAGAGCGGAGACGGGCGAAGACUGGGUGAGCCUCCUUCCUUUUGCACUAUUAAGAACCAGGUGUACUCCAUAUGUCAGAGGUAUAACACCAUAUGAGAUAAUGUUUGGCCGUCCACCUCCACUGGUUCCUAAAGUGGGAGAAGAGAAACUAGCUGAAUUAAGUGACCACGCUCUUCUUAAAUCCCUGCAAGCCUUACAGCUGAGCACCCGGAAGAUCCACAACUUAGUCAGGGCUGCACACUCUAGUCUUGCUAAUUCUCCUUCUGAUAAAGUUUCUCUCCAGGUACAGCCCGGUGACCUUGUUUGGAUAAAGAAACUCCAGCCCGCUACUUUAGAACCAAGGUGGACUGGACCUUUACCGGUGAUUCUCACCACCCCUACGGCUGUAAAGGUGGCAGGAAAACGCCACUGGAUUCACCAUACCCAAAUCAAGAAAGCGACUCCAGUCCAAGAAGAACGAUGGACGGCUCGGCCCACCGAAGAUCCACUAAAGAUAAGACUUUUAAGACAUUCCUCUGGAACAUCUUGAUGGGGGUGGUGGCGACGAGCCCCCACCAGCCUUUAAAUUACACUUGGGUGCUCACGCGCACAGUCGAUGGGACAGUGAUAACUCAGAAUGUUACAGUCUUUUCUCCCUUGCUAUAUUUUGAUUUAUGUCAACUUUUAGGUAACACUGAGCCUGUGAUGGGGUUAUUACCUGAAGGGAGGUUCGGAGCCUACGGAUGUGGCAAUAUUAACAUAGAAAAAAACAUGCAACGUAUUAGAUAUUAUGGUUGCCCCACCACAGGCCCCUCGCAUUGUCAUGCAGAUGGACAAUACUGUAUAGAGUGGGGCUGUGAGACUAUAGCUAGUUGGAUAAACAGUGACUCUGAUAUUAUAUUAACAAAAAAGGCUCCUAGGUGUGUCUCUUCAAAUACCUGUAACCCCGUAACUAUAAGUAUUAAACGGGGCCAGGAUCAGACUUGGGCCACAGGGAAGACCUGGGAAUUUCACCUGUACGGAGGAGGGGGAAAGAAGGGGCCAGAAGUUUCAUUCACUAUUCAGAGAUUUACCCCCGUUCGUCAAUUUAAUCCUAUAGGCCCAAACCGUGAGAUUUAUUUAGGACCUGAAUUACCGACACAAGCCAUCCUAGAGCCUACAACACCAGAAAAGAGCUUGAUGUCAGAGCCACGCCGAAAGCCUGUGUUAAAUUUGUUAAAUUCAGUGUAUAAGUUUGUUAACCAAACAAAGCCUAAUAUAACUCGAGAUUGUUGGCUCUGCCUUAAUCCAGAACCUCCUUAUUAUGUAGGGAUUGGAGCCAUCCGACCCCUAGGUCAAAAUGAAAAUAAUAUAAGAAACUUGACUGCUGAAGAAAUAUAUAAGCAACAUUUAUGCAAAUGGGGUCAAAAGCCCAAGCUGACUUUAGAAGACCUACAGGGACAAGGGACUUGUAUUUACCCUGUGGGGUUCCCCAUAUCCCAAUCUCCCUAUAUGGCGUCAUGUAACAUUACCAUUCAACUAAAUAAUUUGACAGAUCCCGAACCUAAAACACUCUUGGUGGCCCCAAAUGGCACGUGGUUUGCAUGUACUACAGGUAUCACCCCUUGUGUCAGACCCGCGGUAAUUAUGCAAAAGCAGGAUUUGUGUGUUCUAUCUCAUAUCGUGCCUCAAGUCUACUUUUAUUCAGGAGAAGGCGGACGAGAACAUCUUCAAGCUUCUAUCCCUUGGCGGCUAAAACGAGCCAUUCCAGUUUUGGUACCGUUAUUAAUUGGACUAGGCAUUGCAGGCUCGGCUGCUGUAAGUACUGCGGCCUUAAUAACUGAAAAUCAAAAUUUUAAAAUUCUGAGUCACCAGGUAGAUUUAGAUUUAAGUGACUUGGAAAAAUCCAUUAGUUAUUUAGAACAAUCAGUUGAUUCACUGGCCGAAGUAGUCUUGCAAAACAGAAGAGGGUUAGAUUUAUUAUUCCUGAAACAGGGUGGAUUAUGUGUAGCCCUAGGAGAAACUUGCUGCUUUUACGCCAACCAUUCUGGAAUUAUUCAGAAUAGUCUUUCCCAGGUAAGAAAUAGAAUUCGGGAAAGAGAAGAACAAAUUAAUGCUGGACAUAACUGGUAUCAAAACUUGUUCACCUGGUCCCCAUGGCUCACUACCUUGUUGUCAGCCAUAGCCGGGCCAUUACUGUUACUUUUAUUAAUAAUACUGAUCGGUCCAUGCAUACUUAAAUGUUUAACAAAUUAUGUUCAAAGGCACAUACAAGGGGUAAAACUGAUGGUGUUGCGUACUCACUACCACCAUAUUUGCGAUGAUGACCUAUGAUAACUAUCAAGGAUUUGAUAUUUCCAAGAAAACCAGUGGGGAAUGUGAUGGUCUUAGAAAAAAUCUUUCCUCAAAAUUGACUACAUAGGGUUAAAUUGUUAAAGAAUGUUAGGAGAUUCUAACUGAUGCUAUCUGCUUCUGUACUAAGCUUGCUGUUCUAGUUGAUGAAGGAGAAAGGUAAAUAGUCCUCGGGGGUUUAACAUAGGUAUGCUUGAUUAAAUAGAAUAGAUGAUCUGUACGUUAAUGAUUAUAAUCUGCUUAUGUCGCUAAGAAGUCUGUAAAAUCACUAGGCCCCUGGUUAGUGAAACCUUGAACUAUUAAUGAUUGUCCUGUCUUUGUUCUCUUUGUUUUACUCGUACAUGUGUGCAGGCACGUAGCCCUUCUCCGGAGGGGCAUAAAAGUCCUGUACAAUUGCAGAUCGGGGCCACUCUCUCCGAGCAGAGGUGGUCGCCGGCCGGCUAAUAAAGACUCCAAUUAGACUUUUGA